Monopterus albus (swamp eel) is the source of this 316-nucleotide messenger RNA. RefSeq names its product unconventional myosin-VIIa-like. The record is from RefSeq and is a predicted model, not a curated record. Gene Ontology annotation, cellular component: cytoskeleton. The transcript has 3 exons. Lineage: Eukaryota; Metazoa; Chordata; Actinopteri; Synbranchiformes; Synbranchidae. The annotation marks the transcript as partial.
CAUGUCAUCAUUCGACAAGCACUCAGGGAAAACUCAGGAAGAAGCUAAACUCUCCUUUCUCAAAAUCAUUUACAAGUGGGCCACAUUCGGUUCUGCCUUCUUUGAAGUAAAGCAAACAACUGAUCCAAACUUUCCAGAAACCCUCCUGAUUGCAGUCAACAAACAUGGAGUCAGCUUGAUUGAUCCCAAGUCCAAGGACAUCCUCACCACUCACCCCUUCACUAAAAUCUCCAACUGGAGCAGCGGAAACACAUACUUCCACAUCACCAUUGGAAACCUGGUCCGAGGCAGCAAACUCCUGUGUGAGACUUUGCUG